Molecule: messenger RNA, 3874 nt
Organism: Cherax quadricarinatus
Lineage: Eukaryota; Metazoa; Arthropoda; Malacostraca; Decapoda; Parastacidae
Source: RefSeq, a predicted model, not a curated record
UUUGCCUGAGAGAAAAUGCAUGGCUUAGCAACUGCAGAAGACGGUCACGGGAAUUUGGACCUGUGCCGGGGGUUUAAGAAGCUGUUAAAGGGUCAAGAGAUACAGGGCCCGUGCCUGAAUGAGACUGUCACACAAGAGGCAACUCAACAAGGUGCCUUAGAUGAGGAUGAGAGUGACAGUGAAGGGGCUGAAUUGGGAGGGUCCACCAUUGUGACGCCUAGUGGUGAGACCCUUUCCUCCAAUGAAAGACACCAGCUACGCCACCGCGAACUCUUCCUUUCCCGUCAGAUAGAAACCCUUCCUGCAACACACAUACGCGGCAAAUGCACAGUCACAUUACUCAACGAAACAGAAUUAUUAUUGGCCUAUCUCAAUAAAGACGAUACAUUCUUCUACUCUUUGGUAUACGACCCUCAGCAGAAAACGUUAUUAGCAGAUAAAGGUGAAAUUAGGGUUGGUUCAAGAUAUCAAGCAGACAUUACAUCAUUAUUAAAAGAAGGUGAAGGUGAUGGGCGUAAUUUGGAAGAAUUGGAAAGUUUGAUAUGGACCCCGGGGCACGGCCUAACAGAUAGACAAAUAGACCAAUUUCUUGUAAUGUCACGAUCAGUAGGCACUUUUGCGCGUGCGCUAGACUGCUCAUCCUCAGUCAAGCAGCCAUCACUACACAUGAGUGCAGCAGCUGCUUCUAGAGAUGUCACGUUGUUUCACGCAAUGGACACCCUUCACAAGCACAGUUACGACAUCAGCAGAGCACUUUGUUCUCUAAUACCUGCUACUGGGCCAGUACUAUGUCGAGAUGAGAUGGAAGAAUGGUCGGCGUCUGAAGCCAAUUUGUUUGAGGAAGCCCUUGAAAAAUAUGGAAAGGAUUUUAAUGAUAUCAGACAAGAUUUUCUACCGUGGAAGACCUUAAAGAAUAUAAUAGAGUAUUACUACAUGUGGAAAACGACUGAUAGAUAUGUACAGCAGAAGAGAGUAAAAGCGGUGGAGGCAGAGUCUAAGCUAAAGCAGGUCUACAUUCCUAAUUACAACAAACCCAAUCCAGCAGCUCUAUCCAAUGGAAAGACGCCAUCUAUGGUGAAUGGUGCAGAUAUCACUGUCUCGGGGAAGGCUUGCGAGUCAUGUCACGCAACAAAUAGUAGCCAGUGGUAUGCCUGGGGCCCUUCCCAUCUACAGUGUCGCCUCUGUCACUCAUGCUGGCAAUACUGGAAGAAAUUUGGUGGCCUCAAACUUCCUUCGCGAAUUGGAAAAGAAGAAGAUGGCAGUUUGAUAUACACCCCAAUACCCAACAAGGAGCUUCCUGUGGUGAACAAUACCUCCCCGAGUCUUCUAAAACGUCGGGCUUAUGAAGAAACCAAUGGCAUGGACGAGGGCGAAUUGGAAGAAGGAAUCCCACCAGCAAAGCGGCAGAAGGAUUUAGAGGCGUUGGACUCGUUACAUCUGAAUCAACUAGGAGUUAUCCCUCCUCCUGGGCUGACUGUUACACCAGUGGGGGUGAAUGGGGGUCCUGGAGUGCCUCCCCCAGGAGUCCCAACGCCCCCACUGGCUGGAGUUCCCAACCUGGGAGCCCCAAGCACGCCCGGGAGAGCCAAGAUCGCCACAGUAUCUCGCGUAGGAGGUCGCCCUCGGAUCAUCUCCUGGAUGGAUGCCCCUGAUGAUGUCUACUUCUAUGCUACUGAUACCACUAAGAAAUUGCGCAAAAGUUUAACAACCAAUGACCUGAAGCGGGCUGCCCGACGACCUUGGAAAAAGAUUCAGGAGAAAGAUCUCUCUCCUUCUACGCCUACGCCCACGACUACACCCAUUACACACAUCACCAGUGAUUGAUCCGAACAGAAAGGCAAGAAAAUCAGGACCCGAUUCCACUCCCCAACCCCAUGAGCCAAUCAGCUGAGCGACAAUACAUUCCCUGUUGGGGUGCUUGGGAUCAUUUGUGGACGCUCUAAUGUGGCUGGUGUGCUGCAUCACAUUGGAUAAUGACUUGUGUGCACAAGACGAACACUAAAAAGUGUAGUGUGAUGUAUCAGUGUGUGGCUCACUGGUUUGUGUUGCUGUGGUGGAAAUUAUUCCAGAGAGGACACUCCAACUCUCUCGCUCCCCAGUUUGUGUUAGAUUCCGGUACUGUGUAUAGAAACAGUGGCACGAUGAGAUCCCUAUAGGGGCUUAAUGCCCGGACUGGGAAUGUUAACGCGAACUACAACUGGAUGCAAAGUAAACUAAAAAGUCAAAAGCCAUUUUCUAGGCCCAUGGUUUGUCUUCAUUAAAUAAAAGGUUUCAGUAAUGCGAGGAGUUUGGUGUUUGCUACAAUUACCUUUUCCUCUUUCAGUCUUGUGGUACUGCAAAAUGGAACUUCUACUACUAGAAGAAUCAAAGUUCAAAGCCCUCUUAUAUGUGUUAUGAGAGGAAUUUUGUGUGAGUGGAAGCUUAGAGGCUGAUGCAAGAUGGUGGAUCUGUAGACUAGUUCUCUAGGUUGACUCACAGCUAGAUGAAAGUAUGAAUCCAUGAGGAGUACCUGAGGAAAAGAGCAACAUCCAAGAUGUUUCAUUGACAAAAUGAUCUGACUGGCUUAUUGAGGUGAUAGAUGUCAUGGCUGAAGAACAGUGUUUGCUGAAUCAUUGCCAAUCUUCAAGAAUGUUAAUAAGGGAAAGUACAUAAAGUGUGAUAAAAUCAAUAAAAACUUCUAUAGAAAAAUUUAAUUUGUAUAGAAAGUUUGAUUUUUACCAAAAGAUAAUGCUGUGUGCAGAAAUAAAGUGAGGGGGAAAUCGAUUGCUGCCUAAAUAGGUCAGUAAAUCUUGAAUACCACUAAAAGUUCAAACUGAAAAAUAACAAUAACUAUUCAGCACCCACACUAUUUUUUAUUCAGAUUUUUUGUGUACAUAUGGUUGCCGCAUGUUCAUCAUGAAAUUUACAGUGAUUCGUAGUGAUAUUAGUGAUAAUUUGUGUACUUUGUAUUUUGUCCAAUUGAAGAUUUUUCUGCACCAGUAUCAAGUUUUGGACUGGGUAUAAGACUUCCACCAGCGCUGUGUCGUAAUCACUCCACACCUUUUCCAAGGUUCCAGAAUGACCUUUGGCAGUGUAGUACUUAUUGUGCCAAGAGUUCCUGCCUGUUAUCUGUGAAGAUGGCUAGAACUCCUGUCGAGGGUCAGUCUCCCUUACAAUCCAUCUUUUUACUGUAGUCUAUACAAGCACAGAUCAGUUUACUUUUCUUCAACUCCCAUUAUCUCUAUUUUUCACAGGUAUUUAUUAUGUUACAGUAACAGCAGAAUUCUUACUAUUUUUAACGCAGAAUUUGUAAGAGAAAACAGGUUCUAAUGCAUUCGGAAGAUUAUAGUCAAAGCUGCUCUUCAUCCACUGAUGUGUGGCCUUCCCACCCCUGCAUCAAAUUAUAAGAAAAUGGUCAAAAUAUCACCUAUCAUUUAUUCACCAAUUUUUGUUUUGUUAAUUUGUUGAUGUGAUAACUGUACAUAUACACAUUUCUAUGUCUUGCUGGGUAUAUAUUAUGCUGCUAUAUUCUCAGUAUGUAUCUGCAAAAGAGCUAUUAUGUAUAAUUAUAUGAAUCACUAAUUCUAGUCUGUUGAUUAUAUAAUUUAUCUUUAAUGUAAGAAAAAUAAUCUCUACAAUUUUAAUUGAAAAAAGUAUUUUUUUAUAGUAAUUAACAAUAUAACUAAGUCUAUAGCAGCAGUGUUACCCAAAUCUGUCCUAAAUUUGUCCUAUGGGCAAGUGAUGCUAAGGGCCAGACCUCGAGUCCAGCAGAGGGAUUGUCAUGGAUGCAAAAUCAUGAGACACUCAUCAGAUUUUUGUAUGGAUAUGCUAAUUUUUUCUGUACUUAGUUCAUUCAUUCAUUCAGCCCUCUACAAUACAUAGAUAGACUUUGUAA